CGCGGCCCGGCCCGCUCAAGAUGGCGGUGCGGAAGAAGGACGGCGGCCCCAACGUCAAGUACUACGAGGCCUCGGACACCGUCAGCCAGUUCGACAACGUGCGGCUCUGGCUCGGCAAGAACUACAAGAAGUACAUCCAGGCCGAGCCCCCCACCAACAAGUCGCUGUCGAGCCUGGUGGUGCAGCUGCUGCAGUUCCAGGAGGAGGUGUUCGGGAAGCACGUCAGCAACGCGCCCCUCACCAAGCUGCCGAUCAAAUGCUUCCUGGAUUUCAAGGCGGGGGGAGCCCUGUGCCACAUCCUGGCAGCCGCCUAUAAAUUCAAGAGCGACCAAGGAUGGCGGCGUUUCGAUUUCCAGAAUCCCUCGCGCAUGGACCGCAACGUGGAGAUGUUCAUGACCAUCGAGAAAUCCCUGGUGCAGAACAACUGCCUGGCUCGGCCCAACAUCUUCCUGCACCAGGAGAUCGAGCCCAAACUGCUGGGAAAGCUCAAGGACAUCGUCAAGAGGCACCAGGGCACCGUGACCGAGGACAAGAGCAACGCGUCGCACAUCGUCUGCCCCGUGCCCGGGAACCUGGAGGAAGAGGAGUGGGUCCGGCCCGUCAUGAAGCGCGACAAGCAGGUGCUGCUGCACUGGGGGUACUACCCCGACAGCUAUGACACCUGGAUCCCGGCCAGCGAGAUCGAGGCGUCCGUGGAGGAUCCCCCGACACCGGAGAAGCCCCGGAAGGUCCACGCCAAGUGGAUCCUGGACACGGACACCUUCAACGAGUGGAUGAACGAGGAGGAUUACGAGGUGACGGACGAGAAGAGCCCCGUCACCCGCAGGAAGAAGAUCUCGGCCAAGACACUGACAGACGAGGUGAACAGCCCCGACUCAGACCGGCGGGACAAGAAGGGGGGCAACUACAAGAAGAGGAAGCGCUCGCCCUCGCCCUCGCCCACCCCCGAGGCCAAGAAGAAGAACGCGAAGAAGGGACCCUCUACCCCCUAUAACAAAUCCAAGCGUGGGCACCGCGAGGAGGAGCAGGAGGACCUGACCAAGGACAUGGACGAGCCCUCACCUGUCCCCAACGUGGAGGAGGUCACUCUGCCCAAAACAGUCAACACCAAGAAGGACUCGGAGUCGGCGCCCGUCAAGGGGGGCACCAUGACAGACCUGGAUGAGCAGGAAGAUGAGAGCAUGGAGACAGCUGGCAAGGACGAGGAGGAGAACGGCACCGGCAGCAAAGGGGAGCAGGCCAAGAACCCCGACCUGCACGAGGACAACGUGACAGAGCAGACCCACCACAUCAUCAUCCCCAGCUACGCCGCCUGGUUCGACUACAACAGCGUCCACGCCAUCGAGCGCCGCGCCCUGCCCGAGUUCUUCAACGGCAAAAACAAAUCCAAGACCCCCGAAAUCUACCUGGCCUACCGGAACUUCAUGAUCGACACGUACCGGCUGAACCCGCAGGAGUACCUGACCUCCACGGCCUGCCGGCGCAACCUGGCCGGGGACGUCUGUGCCAUCAUGCGGGUCCACGCCUUCCUGGAGCAGUGGGGUCUCAUCAACUACCAGGUGGACGCCGAGAGCCGGCCCACCCCCAUGGGCCCCCCGCCCACCUCGCACUUCCACGUGCUGGCCGACACGCCCUCGGGGCUGGUGCCGCUGCAGCCCAAGACGCCCCAGGGCCGGCAGAGCGACGGCGACGCCAAGACGGGCCGCAAGAGCAAAGAGAUGGAGGAGCUGGUCAGCGAGACGGUGAAGGGCAAGCCGGAGCUGCAGCAGCCCACCUCGGCCUCGCAGCAGAUGCUGAACUUCCCGGACAAGGGCAAGGAGAAGCCGGCGGACAUGCAGAACUUCGGGCUCCGCACCGACAUGUACACCAAGAAGAAUGUCCCCUCCAAGAGCAAAGCCGCCGCCAGCGCCACUCGGGAGUGGACGGAGCAGGAGACGCUGCUGCUGCUGGAGGCCCUGGAGAUGUACAAGGACGACUGGAACAAGGUGUCGGAGCACGUGGGCAGCCGCACGCAGGACGAGUGCAUCCUGCACUUCCUGCGCCUGCCCAUCGAGGAUCCCUACCUGGAGGACUCGGAAGCCUCGCUGGGGCCCCUGGCCUACCAGCCCAUCCCCUUCAGCCAGUCGGGCAACCCCGUGAUGAGCACCGUGGCCUUCCUGGCCUCCGUGGUGGAUCCGCGCGUGGCCUCGGCCGCGGCCAAGUCGGCUCUGGAGGAAUUCUCCAAGAUGAAGGAGGAGGUGCCCACGGCGCUGGUGGAGGCCCACGUGCGCAAGGUGGAGGAGGCGGCCAAGGUGACGGGCAAGGCCGACCCCGCCUUCGGGCUGGAGAGCAGCGGCAUCGCCGGCACCACCUCGGACGAGCCCGAGCGCAUCGGUCAGAGGGGCCAGGGGCCGGGCAGGGGCUCACGGGGGUCUGGGGUGGGGAUGGCACCGGGGUCUGAGCCCGGGUUUGUGUCCCCAGAGGAGAGCGGGGCGGAGGAGGCGCGGGCAGAGGCGCAGCCGGCCGAGGAGAAGAAGGAGGCGAAGGAGCCCCGGGAUGGCACCGCCGAGGAGGAGGCCAAGGAGAAGCCUGGGGAAACCCCCAAGAAGGAGGAGGACAAGGGGAAGGAGGUGGAGGGCGAGAAGGAGCCCGACAAGGGUGACAGUGACAGCACAGGGGAGCCCGAGAAGGAGAAGGAGGUGAAGGAGGGGCCCGACGAGGCGCCCAAGGAGCCCCCGGAGCCCGAGGGCGAGCGCAAGGCCAAGGUGGAGCGGGACAUCGGCGAGGGGAACCUGUCCACGGCCGCCGCCGCCGCGCUGGCCGCCGCCGCCGUCAAGGCCAAGCACCUGGCGGCCGUGGAGGAGCGCAAGAUCAAGUCCCUGGUGGCGCUGCUGGUGGAGACGCAGAUGAAGAAGCUGGAGAUCAAACUGCGGCACUUCGAGGAGCUGGAGACCAUCAUGGACCGCGAGCGCGAGGCCCUGGAAUACCAGCGGCAGCAGCUGCUGGCCGACCGCCAGGCGUUCCACAUGGAGCAGCUCAAGUACGCGGAGAUGCGCGCCCGGCAGCAGCACUUCCAGCACCUGCAGCAGCAGCAGCAGCAGCAGCAGCCCCCGCUGCCCCCCGGGGCACAGCCCCUGCCCGCCGCCGGUGCCCCCCUGGCCCCCGCCGCCCACCCGCUGGCCGCACCGCCCGCCCCCGCCAUGGUGGGCCCCGCCGAGCCCGUGGGGCAGCCCCUGCCCGGGGCCCCCCCGCCGCAGCCGCCGCCGCCCCCGGGAGCCCCGGCUGUCCCACACGCCCCGGCGCCGUUCCCCGGGCAGCAGCCGCCGCCCUCGCAGAGCCUGGCGGGGACCCUCGGCGGCGGCAGCAGCGGCAGCAGCAGCAGCAGCGGCCACCCCGCCGUGCCCGGUAAUGCCACCGCGGCCCUGCCCUUCGGGUUGCCCGCGCCCACCGUGCCCCCGAGCAUGGCUAACCCCCCCUGCGAGCCCUUCCCCGCUAACCCGGCCCCCCUCCCGCUGCAUGGGGCCCUGGCCAGCAGCAUGCCGGGGGUGGGGGGGCUGCCCCCCAACUCCCACCCAGCCGGCCUGGCCCUGCCGCCGCUGCCGGGGGGCUCGGCCGCCGCGCACAGCCCCGCCAUCGUGGCCGCCGUGCAGGGAAGCCUCCUUCCCAACCCCGGCCUCCUCGCAGACCAAGGUCCCCCCCUGCCGCCGGACCCCAUCGUGCCCACCCCCAGCACGGCCACCCCCGUGCCCCCCACGCAGUGAGCCCCGGCCGGGACCCCCCCCGGACGCCGCAGCCCCCCCGGCCCGGCCCCUCCCGCCCCCACAAGGCGCCUCGAAGGACCCUCCCCACGCCCCC
Messenger RNA from Vidua chalybeata, 3834 nucleotides. It is a transcript of the gene SMARCC2, whose product is annotated as SWI/SNF related, matrix associated, actin dependent regulator of chromatin subfamily c member 2. Gene Ontology annotation, molecular function: nucleosomal DNA binding; histone binding. Lineage: Eukaryota; Metazoa; Chordata; Aves; Passeriformes; Viduidae. Gene Ontology annotation, biological process: positive regulation of DNA-templated transcription. The record is from RefSeq and is a predicted model, not a curated record. The transcript is spliced from 28 exons. Gene Ontology annotation, cellular component: npBAF complex; nBAF complex; SWI/SNF complex. Bases 21 to 3740 code for a protein of 1239 amino acids.